AUGGCGCCCGAGUUGGAGGGGCCCAGGCGUCCGGGGAGGGACCCAGGCGUCCGAGUGGUCCCAGGCGUCCGGGGAGGGGCCCAGGCGUCCGAGUGGUCCCAGGCGUCCGGGGAGGGGCCCAGGUGCCCAGGAAGGGACCCAGGCGUCCGGGAGGGUCGCAGUGUUGGGUGGGGGGAGGAGGAGGAGGAAGGUGAGGGUGAAGAGGAGCAUGAGGAAGGCUACGGUGAGGGCGGGGGUGAAGAGGAGGAGGAGGAGGAAGGCGAGGAGAAGAAGAGGGAGGAUGAGAGUGAGAGGGAGGAUGAUGACGGUGAGGACAAGGAUGAGGGAGAGGAUGAGAAGGGCGAGGAAGAGCGCGAGGAGGGCGAUGGUGACAACGAGGAGAGCGAGGAGGAGGAGGAGGGGCAGGAAGGAGAGGACGAUGCGGGUGAAGAUGAUGACAGCGAGGGCGAGGAGGGUGAAGACGAGGAGGGGGAGAAGGAGGAGGAGGGCAAGGAGAGUGAUGAAGAGGAGGGUGACAAGGAGGCGGAGGAGGCAGAGGAAGGGAUCUCAGUCUUCCUCGAGAGGGGGGAGGAGGAGGAAGAGGAGGAGGGGGAGGAGGAAGAGGAAGGCGGGGAGGAGGGGAGGGAGGAGGAGGAGGAAGAGGAGGAGGAAGAGGAGGAGGAAGAGGAGGAGGAAGAGGAGGAGGAAGAG
Molecule: messenger RNA, 690 nt
Organism: Struthio camelus australis
Lineage: Eukaryota; Metazoa; Chordata; Aves; Struthioniformes; Struthionidae
Source: RefSeq, a predicted model, not a curated record